This is a messenger RNA of Folsomia candida, 1170 nucleotides long. Its product is annotated as 3-oxoacyl-[acyl-carrier-protein] reductase FabG. NCBI's taxonomy places the organism in Eukaryota, Metazoa, Arthropoda, Collembola, Entomobryomorpha, Isotomidae. The transcript is spliced from 3 exons. The record is from RefSeq and is a predicted model, not a curated record. The coding region runs from base 137 to 1033 and encodes 298 amino acids. Gene Ontology annotation, molecular function: oxidoreductase activity, acting on the CH-OH group of donors, NAD or NADP as acceptor.
GUUGUCCUUGGGCAUCGACUGGCCGUCAAUUCAAUUUAUAAGCAGAGGAUAGGAAAUAUAUAAGUGAUUUCUUCUUACUUAAUAACUUACCCUUAAUUUAUUGGUCUCAUUUAAUUUUCAAUUAAUCUACUUUGACAUGGACGACGAGAUACAAAAAUUGGUACAAUCUGCGCUGGAUAAAGCGCCAAGUACGGUGGAAGCCGAGUUGAAGCAAAUACAAGAAUUGUUGCUUAAAAGGAAAAAUACCGAGGAUCUUUACUCGAAUGGAGUUUUAUCCAAAUUCCGAUUGGACGGACAGGUCGCUCUGGUCACCGGAAGUGGACAAGGAAUCGGCCGAUCCCUCGCCCACGCUCUCGGCGAGGCGGGCUGCUCAGUCGUCGUGGCGGACAUCAAUCAAACUACCGCGACCCACGUGGCGGCUGAACUUGGCGCUAAAGGAAUUCCAAACCUCGCCGUGAAAGUCGACAUUUCCCAGAAAUCCGAUGUGGACGAAAUGAUGCGGAUCACGCUCGAGAAAUUUGGCCAACUUCACAUUGCCUGCAACAAUGCCGCAAUUUCUUCCCAAUCCGACGCCGAGUUUACAGAGGAAGCCGAAUGGGACUCCAUAUUCGGGGUGGACCUUAAGGGCACCUUCCAUUGCUGCCAAGUCGAAGGGAAGCACAUGCUGGAGAAAGGGUACGGUCGCAUUAUCAAUACGGCCUCGAUUAUCGGGAGCAUCGUGACGAGGCCGAAUCGACAAUCGGUGUACAAUACGUCAAAAGCGGGGGUCAUCCAUAUGACCAAGUCUCUUGCAGCGGAAUGGGCCGGGCGGGGAGUGACGGUUAACUGCAUUUCACCUGGAUACGUUGACACGGAUUUAAUCCGGACAGAAAAGUAUCUACCAUUUCGUACCCAAUGGGUCAAAGAUACCCCGAUGGGACGAUUGGGAGAUGUCGAAGAGAUGACGGGGGCCGUGAUCUACUUGGCGUCCAGUCUCUCCAGUUUCACAACGGGUUCGGACAUCAUUAUUGACGGAGGUUACACCCUUUGGUAAGUGCACCUUCAACUUAAAAAGGGUUGACCACAAGAAGAUUUCCACUUGGAAGGGUCUUCUCUUUAUCUAUCAUAAAACGUAAAAUUACAUUUGUGAAAAUAAAUUAAAACCAGUAUCAAAGUCAAACCAAUUCUUAA